GGUGUGUGCUCGUCGCUCGGUCUUCGGUUUGUGUGUAGGCUACUGACUGCCUAGUAGUGAAAAGGUGUAGAAAAAAUUGAAUUGUGAUUCAGUAAUCAAGUAGUUGUAUGAUUAAUCAAUACGUCGAAAUAAAAUUUCGUAAUACACUCUGUGGUUCCUUGAUAAAAUUUAUUCAAUUAAGUCUAGUGGCAAGACAGCGAGCCAUUGUGAACGUUUCAAAUUUACGAGUGAAAAAAUAUUUCAGUGCCAUCGAUAUUGCUACCCGUUGCGCUGCGAUUGUCGAAGUAUAAGUGCCAGUGCCAGACCAGUCCAUGUACGUAGGCUGUUUACUGUAAACAACGGUCGUCGAACGGAGAUGGGGAUGUGAAGAUACCUCUCUUCGAUGGAAACGGGUUCCAGCUUGGACUGGAUGAUAACGCUGCACAGAAACGAAAACGACAGCCAGUCAGUCUCAGUGGUCUCAGUGUCCUCAACGGGGAGGCAAGAGUGUUACAUGACUGAAUAACGCAAAUUGCAAAAAGGGGGUGUCAUUUAAAUGAGCUAUCGUGCCAGAAGAAUGUAGUGAAUAAAACGUAUUCAACAACAACUGUAAGCAAGUUGGUUCAAUUUGCGGAAGCGCUGCUGAUCUGGUGCUGGGUCGUUCAGUGUUCUACAAUUGAAAAAGAUUACCUUUUCUGGCUUCCUAUGCAAGAGCAACGUCUGCGACUCAAUUUUUAUUUUGUGAGUGCUUCCCAUGAAGUGACGGUCACGAUUCAUGCCUUCUGAGCGCACCGUGACAGAAACAAUGCAUUUCUCCAUUCCGGAUACGCAGGAGUUCGGCUCGGACAAUUCCGGAUCAUCGUUCACGGGUUUCAACAUUCACAUCAACGGUAGCUUCCACUGUUGUCUCCGCUACAAGCAACUUCACAGCCUGCACGAACAGCUGAAGCGCUCACUGCCCACGCUGGUACUGCCAAGCUUUCCGCCCAAGAAACUGCUGCCUUUGACGCCCAGCCAAAUCGAGCAGCGGCGAGUCAGCCUCGAGCGGUACAUUCAACUAGUCGGACAAGAUCCAGUGCUAUGCCGUUCGGAGCUGCUCCGAGCAUUUCUGCUCAAUGCGCAACAGGAAUCAUCGUUCACGGAAUGUCGGGAAGUCAACGUGGACGUGUUCCUCAUGAAUGGCUAUCGGAUAUCGACUAAGGCCUUCACCACAGAUUGCUCGAGCAAGGUGCUGGAGAAAGCUUGUGCCCUCGUGGAUCUGCCCAAAGAAUUUACGUACUAUUUCUCACUGUAUCUGAUGCGCAAAGAGACCAACGGGGAGAUUGCCAUCACCAAAAAGCUGAUGGACUUUGAAGCUCCUUACAUUUCCCAAAAACAAUGGGAAGACUGCAAGAUUGUGAUACGAACUAGUUACUGGGACACCAGGUACGAUCUGGAACUGCUGCGGGAUAGAAUCGCAUUGAACCUUCUGUACAUUCAGGCUUUGAGCGACGUAGAACGUGGCUGGAUUAUCACCACUCGUGAUCUGAAUGAACAACUGACGGACUUGCAGGCGCGAGGGAAUAAACGAGAGUAUUUGGAGAUUGUGCGAAAGCUUCCACUCUACGGUUGCUUGCAGUUUCCGCGGGUAUGCGUAGACUAUCCCCAGCAGAACACGAUGGCUACCAUUAUUAUUGGAAAUCGAGAACUGAACAUGCUCACUCAUUGCGGUAAGAAAAUACAGGAAACCAAAUUCAAAGUGACGAGAAUUCGCUGCUGGCGGGUGACAACUAUCCAUAAUAACGAAGAAAUAUCAUCGAACUCAUCCUCCGAAAGCCGUGAAGGUUCCGGUAACCUAGAGCUUUCGUUCGAGUAUUUGAUGGCCAAGAACCAGCUCAAAUGGAUCACCAUUUAUAGCGACCAGUCGAUGCUUAUGUCCGUGUGCCUUCAGUCGAUCGUGGAUGAACUGCUCAAUCAGAAAAACGGAUCUGACAUCAACAAUAUACAGACUCAUCAAGCGGAGUUUGCUCCUCUUUCCUACAUUAGACGGGAUGGUUCCAAUUACUGCAUCACGGAUUCCAGCUCAACCGAUACUCUUAGUAGCAUUAGCGACAGUAACAGUACAACGAAUCAAACCAAUGGCAGUGGCCACAAUGGUACCUCGUUUAUCCGACGCAAAUUGAAGGAGUUUAACACGACGGUUCGUUUCAAAUCGGGCAAAGAUUCCGUUCACAACGAAGCGUUUGAAUGGAUUGGCGAUGAUGAUUUGUAAAUAGAAUAAGUUAACGCUUAGCGAUUCAUCGUUUUUGUUUUCAAGCCAUUUGGAUUAGUUUUGCUUUCCAAUCGCGGAAGUAAAAAACAUAUAAAUAAUUGCAGACAAAAUAGGCCACUCAACUCUAACUUGAAGUUUGCAAAAGCCAUACAACUAUAGAAGAGUACUCGCUGCGGUGGCAGUCAAUUCACAAGCGAAUUUAGCACGUACGGAAGCGCUGCAUUUUUGCCGUUCCCUGAAAUAAUACUAUGAUUACUGUACAUUUUUCUACUUGCGUAUUUUAUUUUGUAAUCUAUAUAGAACUAUAGUUUGCCCAUAUGCUUCCUCGUAUAAUAAAGGAUAAUUUU
Molecule: messenger RNA, 2577 nt
Organism: Sabethes cyaneus
Lineage: Eukaryota; Metazoa; Arthropoda; Insecta; Diptera; Culicidae
Gene: Snx17
Product: sorting nexin-17
Exons: 7
Coding region: 755-2230 (491 amino acids)
Biological process (GO): intracellular protein transport
Cellular component (GO): early endosome
Molecular function (GO): phosphatidylinositol binding
Source: RefSeq, a predicted model, not a curated record